CUCCACACUUUCUCUUAUGAACUUCUCCUGUGUAGUCUGAAAACGAACUGAUGCUAAAACACUAAAAACAAAGUGCAGAAGUGACCAGAAAAAGUAAUAUCCGCCUUAUUUAGUGCCGUUGGAAACUACAUGCUCCAGUUUAUUUUGUUGAUUAUUUUUACCCUUUACACGAUGAGAAGAAGCAGAGCUGCUGCUGGGAUAAUGACAGCUUCUGAUCGGAGGUUUUAUUGGAUGGGAUAGAGUGUCACACAGAGAGAAGAGAAGGAAGGGAGGGACUGGAGCAGACUGGACUAGUCUAAAAGAUAUUCAAUCACGUGCUUUUGGUUUUAGCUCUCAGGAGUUUCUGGUGGAGUCAUUUGAAUGUUCGGUGUGGCGCGAUUAUUUCAAAUGUUGGGGGAUAUCGGCCAAUAGCAGAGGUUAAGAUGGAAGUCUGCCUAUCUAAGGAUUUUACACUGGUCUGCUUAACUUAACCAUGAAGCCCCUACAAAACUUUUGAGAGACCAACAUGGAGAUGUAUCAGAGCAAAGCUGGUGCAGCAUUCAGCUACGGGCCUUACACCGAAAUGUCAGCACGACUGGACCUGAACAUACACAAGACACUCACGGAUUUAGCCACAUCCAGCCCUAAUCUUGAUACUGUCACGUCCAGUCCAAAUCUGCAGUGGCUGCUGGAGUCCUCUGUAGUUUCUGAAGCAGAGGCCGCCUGGGAGACGUUAGCCUCAUUUUUGCCCUCCACACUGCCAAACUGCCCCUGUGUCUCCCAGUGCUCCAGUCCAGACCUGCUCCAUUCUGGGACAGCGAGGACACCUGAGCACGCCGACAAAGGCCACGCCAGUGAAUCUAAAGCCGUAGAGGAGUGUGAGAGGAGGCGAGCCCGCAGGGAAAGGAACAGAAUAGCCGCAGCUAGAUGUCGGGAUCGUCGCCGCAUGCUUACGGACACAUUACAAAACGAGACUGAGCGCUUGGAGCGUGUGAAAUCUCAGCUGGAGGAGGAGAUUGCUGGGCUUGAGAGGGAGAGAGAGAGGCUGGAGUUAGUCCUGGAGGCCCACAGGCCCGCCUGCAAGAUGGAUGGCUCCAAUCCUUAAUAACCGUCAACUCUGAACAAGUUCAGAACUGAGUCUGCAGGUUCAGACCAGUCCCAAUAACCAGUGUAUUAGUUCAAGGAAGCUAAGGGCCAAUAUGUUAUCUAUGUUAAGUGCAUGUGUUUUGUUUUUUUAUGAAUAGUACAUACAAAUAGAUUUUAAUUUGGUUUCCUUUCACUUCUUUUCUGGGAAUCCCUUCUAUCAUUUGUUCAAGUUCAAGCCACCCAAUUGCAUGUCUUGCCCAGUGCUGGAAAACACUGUUACAGAUGCAUGAUUCACAGUGGGAUCGCAAAUACCAAAUGUUACAACAAAAAUGAAAAGCAGCCAUAAUAACUCCUGUUACAAUAAAGAACGAAACCUAA
Messenger RNA from Colossoma macropomum (tambaqui), 1443 nucleotides. RefSeq names its product FOS like 1, AP-1 transcription factor subunit b (gene fosl1b). The coding region runs from base 506 to 1084 and encodes 192 amino acids. Gene Ontology annotation, biological process: regulation of transcription by RNA polymerase II. The record is from RefSeq and is a predicted model, not a curated record. Gene Ontology annotation, cellular component: nucleus. The transcript is spliced from 4 exons. Gene Ontology annotation, molecular function: RNA polymerase II cis-regulatory region sequence-specific DNA binding; DNA-binding transcription factor activity, RNA polymerase II-specific. NCBI's taxonomy places the organism in Eukaryota, Metazoa, Chordata, Actinopteri, Characiformes, Serrasalmidae.